GAAAAACGAAUCUCCAUUAAAGAGGGAGACAAACGGAAGUGUUGAUCCUCUUUCCUCCGCAACCAUUACGUUUCUUCUAUUCCUGAGAAACACUACUCCGUCACGAUUCAAAGUAGCAUUUUCAAACAUAGAUCGUUACUAGUUCUUGUCCAUUUCGAAAUCCCGAAAACCAAUCCGAUUCUUCUACAAUUCCUUUCCCAUUUCCUUUUCAUUUUUCCAUAGAGAAUUGGAUUCUGUAGAAACGUAGGAUGGAAAAUGCAGAGAAUUGAACGACUAUGACGAGUCUCUGUGAAGUGGGUACACACAGUUGUAGGUGUAGUACGAGAAUUGUGCAACAAAACCCACGAAACUUUGAUGCGAGAUGGAUGAAUUUCCGGGGGGUUUGGGGUCCAGUGCGAGCUUGGCUCUGAGAUUGGGACAAGCCAUCUUCUCCAUUGCUUCUCUGCUCUUCAUGUGUUUGGAUGUUGAGUUCUACAGUUACACUGCUUUCUGCUUCUUGGUAACAAUCAUGGCUCUGUUGAUUCCAUGGAGCAUAACCUUGGCAUUGGUGGAUGCGUACUCUCUCUUUGUUAAACGUCCAUCUCGUCAACCAGGAAUAAUGUCGAUCAUUGUCAUAGGAGAUUGGGUUCUGUCAUUUCUGUCACUCGCUGCUGCCUGCUCGUCAGCUAGUGUGAUAGAUAUCCUGAUGGCUUCUGGUGGAUCCUGCAGUGCGAAGUUAUGCAGUAGAUAUCAACUGUCUGCUGCUAUGACCUUCUUGUCUUGGUUUCUAGCAUUAGCAUCCUCUCUCUUCAAUUUUUGGCUUCUCCCUUCUUUGUAGCACCUAUACACGUCCGGCUUUGGCUUUGCCAUCUAUAAGAAUUAAAUCUAAUGGCUGCUGUUGAGAAAGUCUUGGUUGCUUAGAUUUUGAUAUUUUCUAUAAUGAUUGUGUUUAAUAGUUGCAGAUUAAUAUUGAGUUUUUACCAUGAAUUUUGAGGAAUGAGUCAGGUUCACACGUCGGACGUGUCAAAUUCCAAAUAGGACACUGAUGAUAAAAGGGCAGACCGACACAAAUAAAAAUUUGUAUUAUUUUAAAAAUAUUUUUAGGUGCUUGUCCAUUUAAAAGUGUCAGAACACAUAUUUCGUAUUCAUGUUUGAGUAUCGUGUGUUUAUUUUACCUACUUUUGAAGAGUGCAUGUGUAAAUAGAGAGUAUGUUAAUGCCACCAUUGCCACUCCUACACUGCCUGGUUUGUAGCUGUCCUGUAAGUCCCAGCCCAAGCCUACCCAGACUGAUGUUAAAACUGUAUUGGAUAUAUUUUACUGCUUUUCAACUGGGAUAUACAAUUAGUGUGGAGUAGUUCUAUUUUAAUUUUGUAAAACGAUGCAAAGAAAUUCUCCAUGGUUAAAUGAGGUAGAUUUGUAAUAUAUAUAUAUAAUUCCUUUUUCAGAAAGUAAGUGUAUAAAUAAGAGAAAUAAUAGCCAGCCAAGGAGGGCACGAGACCAAACAAGAUCAAGGAUACAAUUGGGUUGGCCCAAUUAAGACCUAAUCCAAACCAAAACAAAGCCUAAACAGGCCCAAAUCAGGCAUGGAGAAGAAGCAGAGUCCUAUUCAAAUAACCGUUGACAACGGAAACCAUGGUGACCGUUAUCAAUGAAUAUUCAAUCCUCCGGUUAUCUCCGAUUAGUGUAGUCAGGAGGUCUCGGAGGAGGACGAGUGCAGGCAGUCGAUACACCCCAAUCAAUCAGCAAGCUUCGGGAUUCUUCACUCUUUCAGAAUUUCAGUGGAUAGCUAGGAAACAGAGGAGAUAAUUCCAUCAAGCACUGUGUAGCCGCCGUUUAUGAUUCUGUUGUGUAUAUUUUGCUUCUCUGCAUGCAUUUAUUUCAUAUGAAAAGAAAGGAACAAGGGUACCUUUGCUGGAGCGCAAUCAACACCUUGGGCGAUUUGGAAGUUCAUUGAAGGAUGUAUUCGAAGCCGCCUUCUCUGUAUCAAAUUUGGGGACUCCAGAAGCUCGAGGACUGUCAAGGCCAACUCUGCUCCUAGCAACUGAUUUGAAUUCUUUUUGCUUUUCUAUCUUCUUGCUCCAUAGUUUGUCUAUGGUAGCUUUUGAUUGCUGGGAAGCUUUCUUUGCCUUUUGGGCCUUUUUGUUUUGGGCUUGCUUUUUGUACCGUUUUUAUUUUUUUAUGUUAUAUGAGACAAUCCGGAUAGAAAAUAUUUUGAUUUGAAUUGUAUGAGAUUAUGCAUGAACCACUGCAAUUCAAAGGCUUGAUAGCUCUGAUCCACUCUAGCUUUGGUUUUGGUGGCUGUCA
Molecule: messenger RNA, 2284 nt
Organism: Cornus florida
Lineage: Eukaryota; Viridiplantae; Streptophyta; Magnoliopsida; Cornales; Cornaceae
Product: CASP-like protein 5C1
Exons: 3
Coding region: 362-817 (151 amino acids)
Cellular component (GO): membrane
Source: RefSeq, a predicted model, not a curated record